Messenger RNA from Phytophthora infestans T30-4, 1190 nucleotides. Its product is annotated as calcium/calmodulin dependent protein kinase, putative. The transcript is spliced from 4 exons. Gene Ontology annotation, biological process: protein phosphorylation. Lineage: Eukaryota; Oomycota; Peronosporomycetes; Peronosporales; Peronosporaceae. The record is from RefSeq and is a predicted model, not a curated record. Gene Ontology annotation, molecular function: protein kinase activity; ATP binding. Bases 88 to 1071 code for a protein of 327 amino acids.
GUAGACGCACUCGUCGGUCCUCGCACUCUUGGUAGCCUAGUUAACGGCACGUCUAGGACCACUCAGUGUAAAUUUCGCGCAGACGACAUGACCGACCAAGUCCCUGCCGGUUUCAAUGAAAAGUACCGCAUUGGCCGUGUCAUUGGCGAAGGCAACUUUUCCGUUGUGAAGGAGUGCACCGACCGGAAGACAGGGGAGCGGUUUGCUGUCAAGUGUAUCAACAAGGCGGCACUGAAUCCAAAGGACCGCAGCAACUUGGAGCAGGAGAUCGAGAUCCUCAAAGACCUGAAGCAUCCAAACAUUAUCAAGUUGUGCGACGUGUUUGACGGCGACGGCCCCAUGUGCUUCUUGGUGAUGGAGUACGCCGAAGGCGGAGAGCUCUUCGAUCGCAUCAUCGCCAAGGAAUACUACACCGAAGGAGAAGCAAAAAAAGUCAUGAAAGUCGUGGCAAAAGUGCUGCGAUACUGCCACGCCAAAGGUGUGACCCACCGCGACCUGAAACCUGAAAACCUGCUGUACGCGGAUGAGACUGACAGCGCCGUGAUCAAAAUUGCCGAUUUCGGGUUUGCCAAACUCGUCACAGAGGAGACAAACAUGUCUACGAUGUGCGGUACACCAGGUUACUACGCACCGGCGAUCGUCCGCAAGUUGCCGUACGACAGCAAGUGCGACAUCUGGAGUCUCGGGGUCAUCGCCUACAUUCUGUUGUGUGGUUUCCCUCCGUUCUACGAUGAGAAUCAAGUUGAGGAGAUGCGAAAAAUUCUCAACGGCGACUUCGAGUUUGUGGCGCCGUAUUUCGACGGUGUCUCGCAGCAGGCCAAGGACCUGAUUUGCAAGAUGCUCGUGGUCCAGCCGUCGAAACGUUUGACGGCUCAGGAAGUGCUGGAUCACCCGUGGUUUAAUGACAUUAAGGAAGAGGAUGACGAUGCUCCAGUGCUGUCAGUGGGCAAGAACUUGAAAGAGGCUAGGCGCCUGACUGCACGCAGUAAAUUUCGUGCCGGUGUGGGUGCAGUCCUGGCCGUGACCAAGACGCAACGACUGCUCAAGGCAGCUCGCAGCCCGCCGACGUAGAAGCAAACACUAAUGAAAAGAACCUGAUGCUGUUCUUACGCAAUACAGCACUUGGACUCUUGAACCUAGGCAAGCAUGCCGUCUAAAAUAUCUAUAAUAAAUUGGGCCAUUCAAAGUUA